This is a messenger RNA of Penicillium atrosanguineum, 2403 nucleotides long. Its product is annotated as acetyl/propionyl/methylcrotonyl-CoA carboxylase subunit alpha. Gene Ontology annotation, cellular component: mitochondrion. NCBI's taxonomy places the organism in Eukaryota, Fungi, Ascomycota, Eurotiomycetes, Eurotiales, Aspergillaceae. The coding region runs from base 1 to 2403 and encodes 800 amino acids. The record is from RefSeq and is a predicted model, not a curated record. The transcript has 2 exons. Gene Ontology annotation, molecular function: methylcrotonoyl-CoA carboxylase activity; ATP binding; metal ion binding.
AUGACUAGGCAAAUAAUUCCUAAGCAUGAAGGCAGAAACAAUGUUUCACCUCGUCGCGAGCCACUAUUCGUCGCGGAGCCUCCGCUAGGCAGUGAUGGUCUACCGAUAAUUCGGAAGGUCAUGGUUGCCAAUCGCGGUGAGAUUGCGUGCCGCGUUAUCCAGACAUGUCGAGCAUUGAACAUUCUGUCUGUUGCGCUUUAUGUUGACGAGGACUCUUCUUCACGCCAUGUUGGAGAUGCCGAUGAAGCCAUCAAUAUUGGCAGCAUUGAUAAAUGUGAAAGAAAUCCUUUCCUUGACAUCGAUUUGCUCGUUCGGACCGCAGUCUCCGUUAGCGCUCAAGCUAUUCAUCCAGGAUACGGAUAUCUGAGCGAGAAUGCAGACUUCGCGAAUCGGGUCCGGGAAGCAGGACUUAUCUUCAUCGGGCCCAGCGCCAGUGCCAUGUCAACUCUAGGUGACAAGCGAUUAUCAAAAGAGUAUUUGCGCAAAUACGCACCCGAUGUCCCUCUCAUUCCCGGAUUCUCAGGAUCUAGCCAAGAUGAUGAAGCCUUAAGAAAGGCUGCACAUGAGAUUGGCUUCCCAGUGAUGCUUAAGGCAUCCGCAGGAGGUGGUGGGAAGGGCAUGCGGAUUGUGCGAGAAGCAGGGGAGCUCAAACAGGAGCUUGAGCGAGCAAAGUCAGAGGCCCAGCGAUCAUUCGGCUCAAGUGACUGUAUCUUGGAAAAAUACAUCGAAAGCAGCAAACACGUUGAGAUUCAGAUUUUGGGUGACUCGCACGGCGAAGUGAUCUCAUUUUUUGAUCGCGACUGCUCAGUUCAGCGACGACACCAAAAGGUCAUCGAGGAAACUCCUUGCCCUUUCCUCUCAGAUGAAACGCGAGAAAAUAUGAGCAACACCGCCGUACGCAUAGCCAAGUUGAUCGGAUAUGAGAAUGCCGGCACUGUCGAGUUUGUCGUCGAUAUUCAAACCGGUCACUUCUAUUUCCUUGAAGUCAACGCUAGAUUGCAAGUCGAGCAUCCCAUCACAGAGGAGGUCACUGGAGUGGACCUUGUUGCCCUCCAAAUAUUUGCCGCUGCCGGUGGAAAACUGCAAAGUCUACCUGCCGUUCAAAAUGUGACUCAACAAGGACACGCGAUCGAAUGUCGAUUAUGCGCCGAAGAUCCACAAAAGAAUUUCUUCCCAGAACAUGGCAAAAUUCACCUAUGGCUUCCAGCGACGGGUGUUCUCGGGCCAGGUCGAGAUGUCCGCUACGAAACGGCGAUCGAAACUAGAUCCACUGUCUCAAUCUACUUCGAUUCCAUGAUCGCCAAGAUUGUCGUCUGGGCGCCAACUAGACGGCUUGCCGUGGAAAAGAUGGCCAAGGUGCUUGCUCAUACUGCUUGUGUUGGCGUCAAAACAAAUCAGCUCUUCCUGCAGGCUUGUUUAUUGAACAGGGCAUUCCAUGAUCCGGCAUACACAACAUCUUUCAUCCCUACCCAUAUUGACGACUUGUUGCAACCAUCCUGGAUUCGGAACCUACCAGAGGUGGAGAAGAUGCUUUCUGUUCUUCCGGGACUGGUUGUUCGGAAUCUUCCUCGCUUUAUACCAGUCGGCAUGCAGAAAAAGCCAUUUGAAAGUGUCCGCAAGCAGUUCCGCAAUCAACGUUUCGACUCUGUCAGUGUUCACUGUGAUAUUGUCACGGCCCUGGACUGGCCUGGUAAAAGGCAAGAAGAUAUAAAUCAUGCAAUUACCAUGUGUUUAUGGAAACCUCAAGCUAUACAGACUUCAAACAACCCGGGAGAGGCAUACCUCGUCCCUGUCGAAAAGGUCGAGCAAGCUCAAAACAAGGUAGCCGCAGCAGCCACACAGGUAUCCGCCCAAUAUAACAACAUAAGCCAAGCACUACGCAGUGGAAUAGCCAUAUCUUCCAAGCUAUUUAGAGUCAGCAUCGAGUCAUGGCACCCGGUAGAAGGAAAUCCUGCUAUCGUUGAAUCAUGGCUCACAUCGACCAUUCAGCUCUCUAUCGAUGGAACCAAGAUUCUAGCACAUGUGACUCUCCCUUCAGCCAGGCCGCACACUCUGGUCGGAGAUAUUGAUCGAGGCCAACGAGUCUUUUGCCAUCUACCUACCCUCGGCACGUAUGUUGAGUUCAAGCGCGAUACAUUGCUGUCAUUUGCGGAAAGUAUCCGCUCCGUGGCGAAGUCCAAGGGCGGGUCUGAGCAAAAGAGUAUUGAGGCACCAAUGCCGUGCAAGGUUUUGUCAAUUUUGAAGAACAAUGGGGACGAGGUUCACUCUGGGGAUUCGGUAAUGGUUAUUGAAAGCAUGAAGAUGGAGGUUAGUAUUGCUGUUUCCGCGUCGGGGAAGUUUGAGACAAAUUGGAAGCAAGGGGAUGCAGUGGAGGAAGGGAAAAUUCUUUGCUCUGUUGUUUAG